AUGGAUUUUUUUACUAUCAUUUUUAUUUUGUUGAUAUUAUUUUUUAUAUUUGAUUAUAAUUUUUGCUCAAAGGGGUUAGUUUUUUACAUAGGAAAUAAAUCGUUAAGAAUUCUCAAAGGAUGCAAUAGCUUAGAGAGAGUCUAUCGGAGCCCAAUUUAUCUGAUGCAUCCGUUGUUGCAACAAUUGUUUGUCCACAUAUUUUUUUUUUAUCUAGAAAAAAAAAAGACAUUUGUAAAUAAUAUCAUAAGGGGAAAAACAGAAGAAAAAAGCAGAGAAAUAAAGAAAAGUUAUGAUGAGAAAAAGUGGGAUGGAAUAAUACUACAUGUUCUGCAAUAUUUAAUAACAACUACAAGGGAAAUUAAAAAAUAUAUACAAAAGAAAAUAUGGCAUAUAUUUUUUUUUAUUAUUGAAUAUACGGAAAUUUACCAAAAUAUUUGUUUAAAACCGCAUAUCAAUACAAGAGAAGUUCUUAAUAAUAACAACUUUGGAGUUGUAAUAGUAGACUACUACUUACCCAAUUGUACUGUCAAAAAAAAAAAAAAAAAAAAAAAAAAAAAAAAAACAAAUUCAGAUAAUUUGAAAAACGAUAUAUGUGAUAUUGAUUUGUACGAUUUGGUAAAUAUUAAACAAGAAAAAAAAAUUAAACUUAUUUUAAUUGACCAAAAAUGGAAAACAGCAUUAAACAUAGGACCCAUAGAUGAUGUUGCCAGCGUGCGCUCCCUGUAUUUACAAGAUACUGUUUUGAUUCAGUAUUUCCAAUUCGCGUGCAUAUUUAAGGAGGAAUUUUUGAAAAAGUCAGGCGAAUCAGAUGGUAAAAGGGAACCCGAUGGAGGCCAAGUAAAGGAGCAGACUCAAGGAAAUUCGAAAAGUGUGAACCGAAGGAAUUGUGAAAAGAAGGGAGGAGAAGCUGAAGAAGCAGAAGUGGAAGAAGCGGUAGUGGAAGAAGCAGUAGUGGAAGAAGCAGUAGUGGAAAAAGCAGUAGUGGAAGAAGCAGUAGUGGAAGAAGCAGAAGUAGAAGAAGCAGUAGUGGAAGAAGCAGAAGUAGAAGAAGCAGAAGUAGAAGAAGCAGAUGGAGCAGGACAAUCCAUCUCAUCAAAGAAUAACCAAGUCCAAUGUGACCACUUUGGAAGAUGCAAGGAAAAAAAUUAUGAUCUGUGGAAUGAAAGUUCAGAAGAGUUAAUCUUGCGUAACCAUGCUGACAGGAAAGAUAUCUUUCAAAGACAGCUCGUGGAGAUACCCUCAGAUAAGAAAAAGGGUGAACAAAAAGAAGCAUCCCGAACGAAAGAAUCAUCCCUAACGAAAGAGAAACCCGAUGGUACCUACAGCAACGAGGAAUUUUGCAAAAGAAACAAAAGCAUCGUAGAAGACAAAAUAAGAACCGAUAUGAAUAAGUGGAAAUACAAAAAUAUAAAAGGAAUAAUCGUAAUUGUCCCAGAAAUAUAUUACAAUUAUGUAAACAUAGAAGAAAUGAAAAAUAGUAUUCCCUUGUACUAUGUUUUAGCUAAAGACGUCAAGGUAGAUUCUUUUACCGUUAUUGCAAAAUUGUUGGGAUACAUCUGUGUGCAUGUACAUAUUAACAUCAAUUUUGGCAUGUCAAUUCCCUUUAUUUUUAGUAAUAAAAAUACGAACAUAUUGAAUAUUGCCAAUGUGGAAAACAGAAAUUUUUUUUACGACAAUAUGAAGAAAGAACACAUUCAAGCAAAUGAACAAGAUAGGUUCCAUUUUCAAGCUGAAGAAAGUGCACAGAAACAGGGGGAUAAGAAUGGAAUAUAUAAGAGAGGUAGUAUUUCCGAUCAUUCCUUUAAUCUAGAUUAUCAUAAUAAUGUGGAGAGAGAAAUUGUUCACUAUGAUGAGAAGCACGAACAUUCCCAUCAACAAACCAAAAAGGGGAUCGGUGUCAAAAAGAGCCCCUUAUAUGAGGGAGACUCAGAAGAAAAAGUAAAAACUUGCACAAAUAUAAAAGCUCGGGAGAAUGAUUGUGGAAAUGAUGGAAAAUGGAACAAUUCCCAAUUGAGUUCCCCGCUUUUCUCAUGUCCAUUUUCCUUUUUCAAUGACAAUUACAAUGAUUUAAAUAUUGCUAUAACGCACUUUAAGUAUAUUUUCAAAAAUCACAAUUUUGUUUUCGUAAGCUUCAAUGAAGGCACAAAUAUUUUGUUACAGUACUUUUUAGAAAAAAUAUAUAAAAAAAAAAAAAAAAAAAGUACAGGAGAAAAUACAAAAAUUCCCCAUUUCAAUGUACAUAAUGCAAGCCCUUAUAAAUAUCCUUUAUCAAAUUAUAAACCAAAAGAAACGAAUGAUAAUGAUGUGAAAUUGGAUCCAUUUAAAAAUGAAAGCAAAGGAGAAAAAAAAAACAAAAAAAACUCUAACAUUGUGCAGACAAAUAAAAGUGAAGAUGAAAGCGAAAUGAUAAAUCAACAAAGUUACAAAAAUAAUAUUAUGAAUAUUUUUUUUAAAGAAAAAAAAAAAGUAGAAAUUGAGGAUGAAAAUAUUAGAGAUUGCUUUAAAGAAGUGAAAAAAUGGCAUAUUGAAAAUUUGACAACUGAUAUGAAACCAAAAAAUAGUGAAAGUUCCAAUAUACAAAAAAAAAAAAAACAUGUACAGACAGAAGAAAAGGGGAAUAUAGAAAGUACAACAAAUGGUGUGAUCAAAAAUUUGAAUAAUCCUAAAGGAAAUGGUAAUGCACAUGAUGAAAUGGCAGAUAUACCAGUUAUACGUGUACAUGGCGUAGAUGACGAAAUUGGGAAUGUUAUAAUGACACACAACAACGGUAAUGUAGUGAAUCAAUUCGAUUCAGAGGGAGUAGUGGCUAAAGACAAGGUUGAUGAACAGGGAGAAACAAAAAAUUAUUGUUCCGAUUAUGUAGAUUAUCCGAUGGAGGGAAACGAAGAAGCAGACUUCAGACACACACAAGAGCGAGGAGAAGAUAAAUCUAAUAAUGAGGCAGAUAUUUUAGGAAAAAAAAAAAAAAAAAAAAAACAUAUAGAAAAAAUAAAAAAUAUGAAAGAAAAGUGGAAAAAGAAAAAAAUAGAAUCUUUUAUGAAUAUAUCAAAAUUAAAUUUUUUUAACAAAAGCAAAGAACACAUUUGGGGGAAAAAUGAUUUCAUAAAGGAAAGCGAAUUUAAUGCAGUGACACCAACAGAUGAAGAUAGGGAGUUGUAUGGAGAUAUAUUUAAGUACAACUUGAAAAGUAUCAAAAGUGACGAAAACAGUUGUAAGGGUAGCGCUGAUUGCAGUAAUUAUGACUGCGUCAAACGACCAAGUAUAUAUUUGGCCAACUUCACUUCAUUAGAUGGAAAAAAAACGAAUAGUUAUGAGGCUAUCACCUCUAUUACCACGGCAAACAAGGAUUGUGAGGGUGCUCCAAAUGGUGAUCUGAAUGGUGAUCUGAAUGACGAUCUGAAUGACGAUCUGAAUGACGAUCUGAAUGACGAUCUGAAUGACGAUCCGAAUGACGAUCUGAAUGACAAUGUAGAUGGAGAAAAUAACAGGAGGGAUAUCUGCAAGAUGGACCGAAAGAACGAGGAGGAAAAUGAAAGAGAAGGAUAUAAACCGAACGAAGUUCCCAAUUUGGAAAAAAAUUCGGUAAAAAAAAAAGAAAAAAAAAUGAUGAAAUUAAAUGUUUUAGACAAAUUCAGAAAUAAAGAAACAAAAAUGAUAAAAAAAGGACAACAAGGAGAAGAUGCGUCAGGCAUUUCACAAAAAUUUAGGUACAGUUUUUUUCGAAUAAAAAAUAAAAUUACGAGCAAUUUUAAAACAUCUGAAUGUAAAAAGCAUCAACAAGAGAAAAAAAGUGUGGAUAGAGAUAAAAUGAUGAUUCAUUCAUUUAUUAAAAAUAAAAAUGCACAAAUUGCAGAAGAAAACAUUGAUUACUCUUCUGAUGCUUCUACUUGUGAUGAAUAUGGGAAAAAAAACACAAAAGAAAUCUGCCUAUUAGUCAACUUUUCAUACAAUAAUAUGUUUGAUAUAUUUAAUUACCCUGAUAAUUUUACGGAAACGUCACAAAAAAAAUUUUCCAUAAUUCAUAAGAUAUUUUAUUCUUUACAUAUAUUUUUUAAUUCAUUUUCCACUUUAAUAAAACAAAAGUAUUUCUUCUCCUCUACUUGUGAGCUAACUAAGUUUUUCAAGGUCUCUUUAUUUCAUCAUGCCAAUUUAGAAGCACGAAGUGACUUUUCCAUGGAUGACAACUUGAAGUGUAGUUUGCUCUUUGGCAUGCGAACUGGAGAAUCAGCACAGAAUUUCCAGUCAGCACAAAAAUGCAUUAAAGGGUUAGAUAGUGGAGAUGGGAAAAUGGUAUUAGAUGAAUACUUCUCAAAAAGAAGAAGUAACAACCAAAGGAAAAGUGAAAAUUUUUGCUUCCAUAAUGAACCGUGUAAUACAGGUACAUUAUCGCUAGUAGAAAAUAAUAAAGAGAUAUCUGUUCAGAAUGAUCGUACUAAAAGACACAAUGACGAAGACCCUCUUUUGAACAACUUACACAGUAGUGACUUCAAUAAAGAUUGUAACAAUCUAAAUACAUGGUGCAAUCCAAGAACCAAAAAACGCUUCCUUAGCGUAAGUAAAUACACAUCAUACAGUAAUAAUAAUCACAUUAAUCAUGUUACCAAUUCUUAUAACAAACAUAACAGUGGCAAUAACACUGUUCGCAAUGAAACCAGUAACAGAAAUCUUGAUAUUGAUCAUACGCAGCUUACAAGUGAUAAAAAUUAUUGCCAUAUAUUUAACAAAGCCAAUAAAAGUCUAGAAAUAGCAUCAAAUUAUAGCUUCUUAAGAGAGGGUUACUUUUUUUCACAAAAUUCUUAUGAUGAUUUUCAUCAUUGGGGGGAAGAAAAACUUAAUAGUGCUUAUGUGUUCCCUUCAAAUAGUAAUAACGAUAUUGUGAAAAAGUCAAAGAAAGUGGCAAAUGCCUCAAGGAUGAUGCUUGAUCGAGACUUUCAAAAACAAUUUUUUGAAGCAAAUAUAUCAUUAGAGGGUGACGAAAGCAUAAGAACAGAUGGAAAAAUAAGUGUCAAUUCUGUAAAUUAUAAUUCUUUUUUCCACUUGGAUAAUUUAUCCAAUUUGAAGAAAAGGUCAAAAAGGGAAUCAAUUUUAAAGAAUAUGUACAGGUGUGUUAACAAAGAGAGUACGCAAAGCAAUGAAGAAGAAAUGAGUAAAUGCUACAGGAAAAAUACUCUAUGUGACGAAUCGUUCGAAAACGCUUUACGAGCUUAUUUUAAUAUAAAAAGCAUGUAUGGCAAGUGGAAAAUAUAUUUUGAAGAGAAUAAAUUUGAAGGAAAUAUGCAAGAAAAGUUUUUGUUUAAUUUGUCCUUCAUUUAUAAUGUUUAUAAUUACUUAAUAUGGAUAUAUAUAUGCACUUAUUUUAAGGAGGAAGCAUAUUUCAACUUUUGUGAUAGCCAUAAAUUUUAUCAAUUUAUGAAAGAAAUAAUUACUCUUAAUGAUAGAAAAGAGUUUAAAAGAAAUAGCAGUUUUGUGUCUACUACUGACAAGUUUUUCACCAUACCAAAUUUUUUCCAUUAUAAGGAUUACAAAUUGAUAAAAUUAUUUUUUUAUUUAUUACAAGAUUCAGCUAAUCAGUUCAUUUCGAAAAAUAUCGAACAUUUUCAAUUUCCCCUAAUUUUUAUCUUUUGUUUGGAUUCCAGAAAUUUUCAUUUUACACAUUUUGAUAUUAUCAAAAUUUCAAAAAACAACAACCUUAUUUAUUUGUUGUAUAAAAGGGGGAAUGAGGGAUUAUUUUUGUCUGGUUUCAGGCCGUACAUAUGGAUACACAAGGUCCUCUUUGACUUUGUAGAAUCUUUGUUUUUAUCGACAUUUGAUAAUUAG
Plasmodium gonderi is the source of this 5817-nucleotide messenger RNA. RefSeq lists its product as hypothetical. The transcript has 2 exons. The record is from RefSeq and is a predicted model, not a curated record. The coding region runs from base 1 to 5817 and encodes 1938 amino acids. Lineage: Eukaryota; Apicomplexa; Aconoidasida; Haemosporida; Plasmodiidae.